Molecule: messenger RNA, 612 nt
Organism: Impatiens glandulifera
Lineage: Eukaryota; Viridiplantae; Streptophyta; Magnoliopsida; Ericales; Balsaminaceae
Product: 40S ribosomal protein S25-2-like
Exons: 3
Cellular component (GO): cytosolic small ribosomal subunit
Molecular function (GO): structural constituent of ribosome
Source: RefSeq, a predicted model, not a curated record
UUUCUUCAUCAUUCUCAGGCGCCGAAGAAGGAAAAAGCCCCGCCUCCAUCUUCCAAACCCGCUAAAUCUGGCGGUGGGAAGCAGAAGAAGAAGAAAUGGAGCAAGGGUAAGCAAAAGGAGAAGGUGAACAACAUGGUUUUGUUCGAUAAGCCUACUUAUGAUAAGCUUCUUUCUGAAGCUCCUAAGUUCAAGCUCAUUACCCCUUCCAUUCUCUCUGAUCGUCUCAGGGUUAAUGGGUCUCUUGCAAGAAAGGCUAUUAAAGAGCUAAUGUCAAGAGGUUUGAUUAGGAUGGUUUCUGCACAUUCCAGCCAGCAGAUCUACACUAGAGCAACUAAUACUUGAUGGGUAGAUUGGAGCAAUUUUGUUCCUAUUUGGGCUCUUCUGGUUUCUCUUAUCUUCAUAAUGGAUUCUGGUUCUUUUUAUUAAGAUUUUAAUGGGUUUUGAAGUUCUUAUUUUGAUGGGGAUGGAUGUUUACUCCAUUGUUAUGCAAACCAACAACCAUCACUUUAUUUAAGGGUUUGUUUGUAGUUCAUUUAAAACUACCAAAUGUUUAUGUGUUUGUUUGAGAUUAGAUUGAAUCUGAGUUACAUAUUGGAGGCUCUUUGAUGAUCA